Messenger RNA from Salvelinus namaycush (lake trout), 654 nucleotides. RefSeq names its product receptor-type tyrosine-protein phosphatase O-like. Gene Ontology annotation, molecular function: cadherin binding; protein tyrosine phosphatase activity; Wnt-protein binding. Gene Ontology annotation, biological process: negative regulation of canonical Wnt signaling pathway; regulation of glomerular filtration; peptidyl-tyrosine dephosphorylation involved in inactivation of protein kinase activity. NCBI's taxonomy places the organism in Eukaryota, Metazoa, Chordata, Actinopteri, Salmoniformes, Salmonidae. The transcript has 4 exons. The annotation marks the transcript as partial. Gene Ontology annotation, cellular component: GABA-ergic synapse; plasma membrane; glutamatergic synapse. The record is from RefSeq and is a predicted model, not a curated record.
GGUUAUAAAUCCCCCAGAGAGUACAUCGCCACUCAGGGCCCUCUGCCUGAGACGAGGAACGACUUCUGGAACAUGGUCCUGCAGCAGAAGAGCCACAUCAUUGUGAUGCUGACGCAGUGUAAUGAGAGACGCAGGGUGAAGUGUGACCACUACUGGCCGUUCACAGACGAGCCGGUGGCCUACGGAGAGAUCAGUGUGGAGAUGCUGUCGGAGUCAGAAUCGCCAGAGUGGACCGUACGGAACUUCAGACUGGGAUAUGCGGAUGAGUCUCAGGACGUCCUCCAUCUCAACUACACGUCCUGGCCGGACCACGGUGUCCCCACGGUCAACGCCAUCGAUAGCAUCCUGCAGUUCGUACACAUCGUCCGCCAGCAGGCCAACCGCACCAAAGAACCCAUUGUGGUUCACUGCAGUGCUGGUGUGGGCCGGACAGGGACCUUCAUAGCUCUGGACCGACUCAUGCAGCACAUCAGAGAACAUGAGUUUACUGACAUCCUGGGGAUGGUGUCAGAGAUGAGGUCCCAUCGACUCUCCAUGGUCCAGACAGAGGAGCAGUAUGUGUUCAUCCACCAGUGUGUCCUGCUGAUGUGGAAGAAGAAGAAGACACAGUCCAUCACCAGUGAUGUCAUCUACGAGAACAUCAGCAAGUCCUAG